Messenger RNA from Larimichthys crocea (large yellow croaker), 1061 nucleotides. RefSeq names its product caveolin 4a (gene cav4a). Gene Ontology annotation, cellular component: sarcolemma; caveola; focal adhesion. The record is from RefSeq and is a predicted model, not a curated record. NCBI's taxonomy places the organism in Eukaryota, Metazoa, Chordata, Actinopteri, Sciaenidae. Gene Ontology annotation, molecular function: molecular adaptor activity. Bases 87 to 653 code for a protein of 188 amino acids. Gene Ontology annotation, biological process: cell differentiation; caveola assembly; regulation of cytosolic calcium ion concentration. The transcript has 3 exons.
GGUUUGGGCAGUGGGCUCAGUCUGAGCUGUAAGGGAGGUGACAGACACCCAUUCUGUUCUCUGCAUUGUGUUUUCUUCACGUUUGGAUGGACACCAUGAUGAAAGGAGAAGAUUCAGAGGAAGUAGAGAUUGACUUGGAGGACUCCAGUGACCCUGAAGAAUAUGAUAACGGGACAGAACCUGAAAUGCUCUGGAGGGCCCCUCCUGCUCUGGAAGACGAGGAAAACAUUCAUACGUCUACGCUAGUGGAAAUCAGUGACACCAAGCCUUUGAUUAAUGUCAGAGACCCCAGAGGUAUCAACGACUGCCUCAAGGUAACGUUUGAGGAUGUCAUUGCUGAGCCAGUGUCAGUGCGCAGCGGGGACAGAGUGUGGAUCUGGAGUCAUGCCUUGUUUGAGGUGUCUAGGGUUUGGAUCUACAGGAUAGUCACAGUGCUUCUGGCUAUUCCUGUGUCAGUUAUCUCCGGUCUCCUCUUCGCCAUCCUUAGCUGCUUUCACAUCUGGAUGGUUGGUCCUUGUGUCCAGUGUGUCUCUAUUGGCACACGCUGGCUGCAGAGCCUGUGGAACGUUGUGCUGAGCAUCAUUGUGCGUCCCUUACUCUUGAGUGCUGGGAAAUGCUGUGGAGGCUUCAGCGUUCACCUGGCCAAAGAAUAAGACUCACCCAUCGAUACCGGGAUUGUUUGUUAUGUGCACAUGUACACUGAUGUUCGGGUGGACUGAGCCCAAGUGGGCAUUGAUAUUUGAUUCUUUAAUAUUUAAUUCAAAUGUUUGUAACUACAUAUUUUCUACAGUUAGGAAGAAGUCCAACAGUAUCUGCUUGUCAUUGUUAAUGAUUAUAAAAGAUUUCACAAUUUGUUAUGCAUUUAGAUAGAUAAAAUAUUUAGCUCUAUUGAAAAGAGGAACCACUUAUAUUAAAUGUAUUCUUACGGAAAUCUGAGAUUAAGUGAAGGGCCAGUGGGAGAUUUUUUUAUGCUAUGUGUGAGUUAGUAAACAGGAUCUACGUCUAAGACCUAUAAAGCCAUUACAGUUCUAACUGUCGGUCAGUCAUGGUUUUAUUCAUGC